Molecule: messenger RNA, 2535 nt
Organism: Sander lucioperca (pikeperch)
Lineage: Eukaryota; Metazoa; Chordata; Actinopteri; Perciformes; Percidae
Product: cysteine/serine-rich nuclear protein 1-like
Exons: 5
Coding region: 236-2008 (590 amino acids)
Biological process (GO): regulation of transcription by RNA polymerase II
Cellular component (GO): nucleus
Molecular function (GO): DNA-binding transcription factor activity, RNA polymerase II-specific; sequence-specific DNA binding
Source: RefSeq, a predicted model, not a curated record
ACGCAUGUGUGACGUCUGAGAAGAUUCCAGGGGUUGCACUAUCUUGCUAUCACAAUCUAAACGUCGUCUCUUUGGUUGGUCCCAGUCGUGUUCACCAUAGGUUCAAACUGGGACUACAGUCUAGCUUCACAUAGACAGAGUCACACAAUGCUCAGCUGGCUGGAUGUCAGACAAGGCCCAUAACUUCGUGUCAGUUUCAGCCUUUUUGGUUAUUAUGCUGCAUUUUACUUCGUGAAUGUAUAUCAACCACCACCGCCAAACAAUGAGAGGCACCCUGAAGAGAAAGUUUGCAGAGGUAGAUGGCAAUCCCUGCUACUCCUCCUCCUCUCCUCCAUCCUCCCUCUCCUCUCCUGCCUCCUCCGAGUGGGAGUCUGAUGGGGAGAGCGGCCCCUCUGACAACAAGGAUUUCACAACUCACAGUCCUUCUUCACCCACCGGUUUACCCACAGUUCGGUCCAUCCUGAAGAGGCCCAAGCUUGCAGGUGCACAGAGCAAUGUGCGCUUUGACCAAGUGAUGGUGUUCAGUUUCCCACGGUGCCAAGGCUUCACCAGUGUGCCCAGUCGUGGAGGUGCCACCCUGGGCAUGAUGCAGAGGCACAGCACCUUUCAAAAAUACACAGUGGCAGAGCAUGCACUGGAGCAACGUAACAGACGCAGAGAGAGGCUCAGAGAAAGACGGAGAAAAGAAAGGUUCGAGGCACUGAAAUACAAAUUGAUCACUAGUGGGGCCGUUGACCAGAAAGAGGCACACAGGCUCAUGGUGGAUCAGAUCCCAGAUGAAGACAGUGACAUCCACAUCAAUGAUGCUGAGCUGGAGGAUGGAGGUUUCCUUCAGCCGUACUCCUCCAAACAGCGGCAGGCUCUCCUCCAGGCAGCGGGGGUGAAGCGCAUAGACAGGGAGGAGAAGAGGCAGCUUCAUGCCCUGCGUAUCUCCAGGGAAGCCUGUGGCUGUGACUGCCAAGGUUUUUGUGAGCCAGAGACCUGCGCAUGCAGUCUGGCAGGAAUCAAGUGCCAGGAGGACCGCAUCAACUUCCCAUGUGGCUGCACCAAGGACGGCUGUGGAAACACUCAGGGACGCAUCGAGUUCAACUCCAGACGUGUGCAGACUCAUUAUUUCCACACCGUUAUGAAACUUGAACUGGAGAGGCGACUGCAAGAUGAAACACUUUGCCAAGAGGACCAGACAGGACUUCCAGAUGACCUUCAGCAGUAUGUGGACCAGGAUGAAGCCCAUCCGGUGCAGAGUGCACAGGACAAGAGCUGCCCCUUUGGGUUCACCAUGGAGGAAGAUGGUCUUCCUCUCACCAUGCCUGCCACACCUCCCUUUCAUUUCACCCCAGAGCGGUUGGUAGUGGAAGAGAACAGCUGCAGCAGCGACAUGACUGAAUCCUGUUGCUCCUCAUCUGACUCAGAUGCAGGAGGAUGCCUUAAUGGGAGUCAGAAUCUCCCUGAUGUUAAUGAAGGGUUGUCACGUGCCCUCAGCAUCUGUGACUCUGAAAAUGAUAACUACUCUACGUGCAGCCAACGGAGGCACAUAGGAGAACCACUAAUGCAGCACGGCAGCAACUCUGCCACUUACAGCACACCUACUGACAGUAUGGGGCCACUUACAGCCAACACAUUCACAGACAAUAUGAGCAGGACCUCACUGACAGAUUACCUCGAUGAGAAUGCAAACCAAGCUAGAGAUUUCUUUGACAAUGACUCUCUUGAGGGCUUCCCCAACACUCCCUCACCCACUGUGGACUAUUUUUCCAGCAGGUACAUGGACCUGAGUCUGUCCUCUGACUCUGACAUUGAGUUCUUCGACAGUGACUACACCUCUGGACCUUUGCACAGUUCUUUCAAAGUACACAGACACCCAGACAGCUUUUGCCACCUCCAGCUGUUCAGCUCUGUUAAUUUGCCACAGUACGAGUCGAGCACCUACCUACUAGAGUCUCUGAUCGGCCUGACUGAGCCAGGCCCAGAGCAGGGUUAUGCAGUCAGCAACACCCAGCUUUUAUAGCAAGGCAUUCUAGUGAAAUAACAAGAAACAGUGUAAGAUAAUUAAAUGUAUAAAGCACUUCUUUUAUGUAUUUGUAAGAAUAUUUCAACGUACAAAGAAUGAUUGAUAAAAUAUUUUUUCUAACUGAAUAUGUUUUCUAUUGCCUACAAAUAUUUUUGCCUUUAUUUCAGAGAAACCCCACUUGAGUAAUGAAUAUAUUAUAUAUGCAGCCUUAUUGUUUAUUGCAAGUUAAGCUGUUUAAAGUAAAAGCCUAAACAGUUCCCACUUUAAACAGUAUUGCCCCAAUUUUCAACAAAAAUAUGCAUAUUUUCAGGUAGCUUGCCAUGGUAUAAGUAGGAUAAUUCACAUUGGCGCAUGCAGUAAUGAAAAAAUAACACUCCUCCAUUUCAACCUAGGAGUUGUGAAUUAUUUUCUACUGCCUGACUGAUUGUGGAUUAUCCCGUAUAUGCUUAACUAUAUGUUUAGAAUAUUUCUGUAUUAGAGAAAUACAAUAAAACAUUUGCAUUCAUUUAUUCACGGAUUUCAAA